AUGGUAGAAUCUGAUUCCGCCGGCCACUUCGAGGCGCUGCCUCUGAUCAGCAUGUCCGCCCUUUCCCCCAAGCGGUGGCGCGUGGGGGAGAGGGUGGAGGUUUCCCGCCAGGGGGCGGGCCUUCAGGGGGGAUGGUUCACUGCCGUGCUGCUGGCGGUAGACAGAGGCGCGCAGACGGGUUCAGUGCGGUACGAGGAGAUGAUGGAGGCCGACGGGGUGACCAGGCUGAGUGAACACGUCAGCUUGGAUCAGAUCCGCCCUGUGCCACCUGGCAUGGAGGGAGGCGGCUCUGCCACGUGGAACGAGGGCCAAGCAGUGGAGGUUUGGCACAACAACGCCUGGUGGAUCGGCACCAUCCUUGGCCGAACCACGCCGGAACCUGACUCUCCCGGCGCCACGUCUGGCGCUAGGCUCGGCACCGAGGCUGAGGGGCAGGGUGGAGUGGAGAUGCAGGCUGCUGCUCAUGGGGAGAAAGAUCAAGAAGAGCAGCUGAAUCGAACGCAUGGGCAGGUGACAGUAGGACAGGGUGCCGUUAUUGAAGGGCGGGCGGGCUCUGUGGGUGUGAGUGCGGGUGAUGGCGCUGAUUGUGACGGAUGUGAGGGAGCAGUUGGCAGAGGGGAUGGUGAAAAGAGGGAUGCUGGGGCGAAGACUGGAGUGGACGAGAAGGGUGGAGAUGAGAAGCGAGAAGAGGGUGGAGAUUAUAAGGGAGAGAAGGGUGGAGAUGAGAAGGGAGAGGAGGGUGGAGAUGAGAAGGGAGGGGAGGGUGGAGAUGAGAAGGGAGGGGAGGGUGGAGAUGAGAAGGGAGGGGAGGGUGGAGAUGAGAAGGGAGAGGAGGAGAAGUGCCAAGGCAGUGAGGAAGAAGGAAAGAAGGCCACUGCUCUAGCCACGAUUCUUGGCAGCAAAGCAGGCAUCUUUGCGCUCUCAUUUGGUUCAUUGGAAGGGGAGGGGGUAAGGCAAGGAGUGGAAGAGAAGGGGCUGGGUCAAAGCGGGGGCUUGAAACCAGACGAGGGGGGUGGGCGUGCGUGCUCGUCAGCAGAUACAACCUGCCAGGAUGGCACCUGCCAGGAUGGCACUUGCCAGGAUGGCACUUGUCAGGAUGGCACUUGUCAGGAUGGCACUUGUCAGGAUGGCACUUGCCAGGAUGGCACUUGUCAGGAUGGCACUUGCCAGGAUGGCACUUGUCAGGAUGGCACUUGUCAGGAUGGCACUUGCCAGGAUGGCACUUGCCAGGAUGGCACUUGUCAGGAUGGCACUUGCCAGGAUGGCACUUGUCAGGAUGGCACUUGUCAGGAUGGCACCGGUCAGGAUGGCACCUGCCAGGAUGGCACCGGUCAGAGUAUCCCCUGUGAGGAUGACCCGUGGGACCUGGGUGCUGCAGAUGCUGCUGUCAGUGCUACCACUGCUCCUGCAGUGGUGGUUUACAAACGGAGGAAGACGGGUCAGGGAUACGCGGCAGGCAGGAAGGGAGGGCUGCACACGCACAAGGGGAUUGUUGAGGUGGAGGAGAAGGAGACGGAGGUUGAGAGGGGUGGUGGUAGGAGACCCGGGGAUGGUAAGAGUACGGUUGAUGGGAAGGUGAGGAAGAGGGAGGGGCUUGCGCGGCAGUGCAAGGAAAAGAAAGGAGGAGAGGAGAGACGAUUAGGUAGAGACAGAGGAGGAGGAGGGAGAGAAGGUGUUUUGAAGGCCACCACUCCCAAUGUCACAUUGAAAUCACCUGCUCUGUUGAAAUCGCCUGAUCUGUUGAGAUCAUCUGCUCUGUUAAAAUCACCUGAUCUGCUGAAAGCACCUGCCGCAUGCCUUGCCAAUCCCACCGUACCACCAACCACACCUGUGGCCUCACGAGCCCUUGGCGCUCCAGCCGCUAACACACCUGCUGUUGGUGUUGGUGCCCCUGCCACCCCUGCUGCAAUGCCCGCAACCCCCGUGGUGGUUGGGGAGAAUCUGCGAGGGCAGCGGGGGCAGCGGGGCCAACUGCCAGGUCAACUGGCAGAGGCAGCUUCUGAAGCGCUUCAAGACAGGCGAGGAGAGGGAGGGACGGUUGAUGGUGGGAGGAGCAGUGAGGAUGUGGAGGAGGUGGAGGAGGAGGAGGAGGAGGUGCAGGAGGUGGGAGAGGAAGGGGUUGGUGAGGAGAGGGCAGGUGGAGGAGUGGUGGUGGUGUUGGGGAGUGAGGAUGAGGGAGAGGAGGCAGCGGGGGCGCAGGAGACUGGUUGCAGGGGAAGAGGUGGAGUGGUGGGGAAAAGGGCGAGGACGGGAGAGGAGAUGGGCUCUGAGGAGGUGGAAGGGAGGAAGCUAUUCAAGAAAAAGGAUAAGGAGUAUGCUGAUGAUGAUGCUACUGAUGGUGGUGGUGAUGACACUACUGAUGUUGACGUCGAUGGUGACGAUGAUGCGGAUGAGGAUGGUGAUGCAGAUGAUGAUGGUGAUGGUGAUGAUGAUGUGGUGGAGGUGGUGGGGGAGGAGGUGUGCGGGAGCAUAGUGCGGCACGAAUCAGCAGCAGGAGCAGCCACAGGGCAUCAUGCCAGGGUGACCUCGCCAUCUGCACUCACCACUGCAGCAGGCCGUUUGUCCGGACAUGGACACGGCUCAGCAGAAUUUUUGAACAAGGCACAUGCAAUAGCAAGCACAGUCCUUGCCACACCCCAUGCUCCAGUAACUCCUGCGAGUGCUGGUAACCACAUUAUCUCAUCAGCGCGGGUAACCAGCACCCCACCAGGCCACCUCUUAUGUUCCGAGCAGCACAUAGGCGGAGUGAAGCGGCAACGCUUCUUUGGCUCCUGGCACCGCCAGGGCCCUCUCUUUCAAGACACUCACACUCACACAGGAGUAGCGGACCUUGCAGUGAACCAGGGCCCUCAUUUUCAAGAUACUCAUGCUCACACAGGGAUAGAGGGCCUGGCGGGGCCAAGGAUAGUUCACCACGCCAGCUCUGGUGCUGCUGAGGUGAAUGAGCAGUAUAGGCCGUCCACUGGAUCGCUCUAUAGAGAGGAUGCAGUGGGUUUGGCCCAUGGGGAGGGGAGAGGGGGCAGGGGAGUGGAGGCUGUAGCAGAGACGGCGUAUGGGGGUGUGUUGGAUGCGCUGUGGGUGCAGGGAGGGGGGCAGGGGAUUACGUGGGAUAAGGAGGUGUUGCUCACAGACCUGCGUAGGGCUUUAAGUAUCUCAAAUGACCAGCACUCUCGGCUGCUUGGUGCUUUGCUGUCAUGGAGUGAGGUGCGAGAUGCCAGCUGUCUCGUUCGGUAUUGUCCAGGGUGUGGAGGCCACUCAUCUCUUGGAAGGAUCCUCGUCGACAUUCUCGAAUUGCCGUGGAGCCUUCACGCGCAUGACGAUAGGAUGAGCAUCUGA
Molecule: messenger RNA, 3336 nt
Organism: Closterium sp. Yama58-4
Lineage: Eukaryota; Viridiplantae; Streptophyta; Zygnematophyceae; Desmidiales; Closteriaceae
Source: the annotation of a GenBank genome assembly